Apis laboriosa (Himalayan honeybee) is the source of this 3068-nucleotide messenger RNA. RefSeq lists its product as uncharacterized. The coding region runs from base 455 to 3001 and encodes 848 amino acids. NCBI's taxonomy places the organism in Eukaryota, Metazoa, Arthropoda, Insecta, Hymenoptera, Apidae. The transcript is spliced from 11 exons. The record is from RefSeq and is a predicted model, not a curated record. Gene Ontology annotation, biological process: cilium assembly. Gene Ontology annotation, molecular function: microtubule binding. Gene Ontology annotation, cellular component: cilium; microtubule.
UGUCUGGUCAAUAUUAUCGACCCUGACAAUAAUACAGGAGGUUCCAUGGUUGAUUCACGAUUGUUCCCAUAGAAACGUACCUUGCGAUCGAAUCGCGACCGCGCGUUCCUUUCGCAUUUAAUAUAAGCUACAUGUGUGUGUAUGUAUCGAAUCUUGUAUAGUCUUGCAGUCCUACCGCAGUCUCAAAUAUUGACACGACCUGCGAUGAACUCGUGUAACGUCUUUUGACAUUCAAAUUCGACAUUCGCGCCGGAAGUUGUAUCGCAUCGGAAGAUCGUUGAUUCGUUGGUGUAUGAUGUUCAUUUGAAGAAAACAGAAUAGGUAAAAUUGUCGCGUGUUAAAUAAAUAUUGAUUGAUGUAGAUUAUUUUUCUUUUAUUUUUCUGCGUACUUGAUUAUAUUGUCAUUACCGAUCGUACAAAUUUUUUUUCGCACAAAUCGUGUCGCGCGCCAAUAAUGAUUGGGAGAACAUCAUUAGUGGAACAAAAGAGGAUCCAAUGGGCGAAAGAGAGAGAAGAAAUGGCACGUCUUGGCGGAAGUUGGGGUCUUCUGAAAAAUAAUGUUAAUAUCCGCACCAACAUCCGCACUUAUCCGAAUGGCACAAGAAUGUCCUUAAUGGAAACGAAAGACAAGCAAUCGGCCUCGAAACCUUUUCGUGCUAAUGGACAUUACGGAAGUACCGUCAGCCUGAAGAGCUUGGGAACUGAAAGUUCCGGAAACAGCGGCACAAAUGUAAAAUAUCUGGAUUGCAAUAGUGGUAGCUUGAUAAAUCUACACGAACAAAUGGAAGUAUCGCAAAUCAGACAUAGAAGUCCUAGCUUACCACCAAUUUAUAACAAGGACCAACAGCAAUAUCUUUGUCAGGAUCAACAACGAGAUUUCGCUAUAGAAGGAUUGCAUUACAAUUCCAAAAAAUCUCAACGACUAUACGAUCGUUGUGAAAAUUCAAAAAAUAAUCAUUAUGGUCUGCAAGCUGAAGAACGCGAAGGAGAAACUUCCGGUUAUGCCAGUGAUUCUGUAGAGGCACCUGCAUCAGUGAAAGCAACAUUUUUACCUGAUUGUAAGCCAUCAGGAACGGAAAUAGCCGAAAAAAUGUGGCAAAAUCCUUAUCAGACAACACCUGAGAGUUCAUUACCACCAUCGAGGAGAUUAUCUGAUGGUAGAAUAGGAGAACUGAACAGGCCAAGGUGGGGUAGUGUCUGGGGUCAAGAGACUUCGCGAGGAGACCCACCACCACCUUCUUGGUUGUCAAGAUUAGGACAUUCGAGUCAAGUUUUAGUUAUUAAUCAUGAGAGUGCAAGCAGUUCAGAUUGCUCGACAGUUGGUUCAAUUGGAUCUGAUAAUAAAACUUAUCUUCGUGGUCAAAAUAUUCCUGUUGAUACUAAUAUUCUUCAAGAAAGAGAAGCAAAAAGACAGAAAGCUCUAGAACUUCAGAAUGCGAUUAAAAAACAACUUGAAGAGAAAGAUCGACAGAAAAAAGAAGAAAAAGAGCAAAGAUUGAGAGAAGAACAAUUAGAAGAAGAACGAAUCAAACGAGAAAGAGAAAAAGAGAAAGAAAGAUUCGAAGAAGAACAAAGAAGACUAAAAGAACGAGAAGCGGCUAAAUUAAGACAAGCUGAAGCAAUGCGUGAAGUUUUAGAAGCAGCAGAACGUUUGGCAAAAGAACAAAAGAAAUUUCGACGUAAAAGCGAAAAAAAUAAUGAAGAAAAUUCCAUUAUAUCCUCUAGAAGUUCUGAAUCUAAUAUUUUAAAUGAAAAUCAGUUUAAUAAAAAUUGUCUAAAUGUGAAUAGUCAACAAAAUCUAACUAUUAAUAAUGAUGAUGUUAAAGAUAAAAAAGAUAAACAAGAAAUAUUAAAUGAAAAAGAAAAUAAUAAUUUUAAUAAUAACAAUAACAAUAACAACAACAAUAAUAAUAAUGAAAUAUUUAUCGAUAAUAGUGAUAAUAAUAACAUAUUAGAAGAUUUGAAACAGAAUACGAAUAAUAUAAAACCUGUUCAAGUUCCUGUCAGUAAAGAUGUGGCGAUUGUAUUAAGUGGUCGACUCGAAGAUUCAGAAUUACUCAAUAAAGCGAAUUUGCAAUUAGUCAAUUUAGUAUUAACUCCAACACCAAGACAAUUAGAAAAUAAUUCUAACACAAAUUUAUCUGUAGGCUUGAAUAGUCUUAUACAGAACAUAGGAAAUUCGAAUUUUACUUCAAAUUCUUUCAAAAUUCCACCAAUGAUCGUAGAAAACAGAUUGCUCACGCCAAGCAAAUACAGGAUUACAAAUGGUCGAGAUUUUGGUACACAAACAGAUGUAGAGAACGAUCUUCAAGAUUUUCUGGAAAAAAUGCAGAACUGCACCAUUAAGGAUACCUCUGAGAAGGAUCACAAGGAUGCAACAAAUGCUAGUAAAAGGGAUAUUGAAAAGUCCACUAAUAUUGGUUUAUCAGGAGAUAUUAUUGUGAAAACUUUCCCUCGAUCAAAAUCUAUGCCCAGAAGAACUAUUGAAUCUAGACCACAAUGGAAUGCUAAUAGACCAGGAACUCGUUAUCGCACGCAAAGUGAAAAAGAUCCUCAUUAUCAACGUCGAUUGCAAAUGAGAAGACGUCAAAUCGAAUCUAGCGAUGAACGCUCUAGAUCACCAUCUCCUGACAGAAGGAAAUUUAUAAAUACAAAAUCGAAAAUUCGAACAUUAAAUAAAUCAAAAGUAAAAAUUGUUACCUAUGAUCCAGACCUUUCGAUGGACAAUUUGAAUUCUACUAUUAUACCAUUGCGAACUGAUAAGAAUGGAAGAAUCAUUAUUGAAGAAAAUAAAUGUGAAUAUAAUGAUAAAAUUCGAUUAAAUGCUCAUAUUAAUAAUGUUGAAAAUAUUAAAGAAUCACAAAAUGAAAAUUCUAAUAUCUGGUGCGGACAAGAAAUUUUAUCUAAAUUAUCUACCUUGAAAAAUGGCCUUUUAAUGAAGCAAAUGGAAUGGAAUUCCGAGAGAUGUCUAGUCUCUCCCGUUGCAUCAGAAAUUUAUUAACAAGAACCAAAUGCCGCGUUUUUGUGCACAUUUUUGUUACUUUUAUUUUAUUUUUGUAGAAAAUGAG